ACUUUCAAUAGAGAUACAUAUAAAUAGCAUAAUAUUGCUAGAAAGAAGACAUCAAUUUUCAAGAUUAGCCAAACGAUCAAUUAAUAUUGAAGUGUUGUUCAUCCUAAUUAUAACAUUUUGGUCAUUUAAAAUGGCAAUGGUUAGAUUAUUAAUGAGCUUGGCUACCAUAGCCAUGGUGUUUGGUUUCGCUAUAGCUGCAAAUCAUACAGUAGGAGCUCCUAAUGGUGGAUGGAAUCAGAACACUGAUCUUAAAACAUGGGCUGCAUCCGAAACAUUCGUAGUUGGUGAUAGUUUGGUUUUUACGUAUACUCCAAACCAUGAUGUCCUUGAAGUUAACAAAGCUGACUAUGAUUCAUGCCAAACAACAAAUGCAAUAUCAACAAAUGGUGGAGGGAUGACUGUCAUAUCUCUAUCUUCUACAGGCAAAAGAUACUUCAUUUGUGGCACUGGUGGACAUUGUGCCUCAGGAAUGAAACUUGAAGUCAACACACUUGCCACAGUUCCUCCACCAAUAGUAGCCCCUGCCAUUUCCCCUGCUAAGUCCCCCGUCUCUGCACCAUCGCCAAAAAAUGCACCUAAAGUCUCCCCGGUUUCAUCACCAUCUCCUAAAUCUUCCGCGCCAUCACCAAAGAUUGCACCUAAAAUUUCCCCUGCGAAAUCCCCUGUUGCUAGUAGUCCAUCACCAAUAACUGUUGAGGCUCCUACACUGCCUCCUCCUGCUGAUGUUGUGCCAACAGCAUCUCCAACUUCACCAUCUCAACCAUCAUCUGCUGAUAAAAUAAGUGUUGUCGCUAGUUCCAGCGUUGGAUUUGGCAUUGUCGCUAUGAUAUUCUUUAUGUAAUUCAUUGAUUCUUUUCUUGUUUGAAUUUCUUUUCAAUUUUAUUUUGUAUUUGAUUUUAUUCAAUCGUGGAUAUCUUGCUCCAGAUGUUCUUGUUCAAACUGUCUAACUUUUGAUGAGGUCUGUACACAAAUAACAAGUCGGAUUCACCGCUUAGCUACUAGUUCAUCAUCAACAACUGUUCAGGCUCCGGCGUUGUCUCCUUCUAGUGUUUUUGUACCAAUAAUCUGAAUUUAUGUCAUAUUCAGUCUCCUAUUGAAGGAAUUAAGAGCAUGGCCUGAACAAUAAGAAUCGAGGCAAA
This is a messenger RNA of Capsicum annuum, 1139 nucleotides long. RefSeq names its product uclacyanin 1. The transcript has 2 exons. Gene Ontology annotation, molecular function: electron transfer activity. Bases 131 to 841 code for a protein of 236 amino acids. NCBI's taxonomy places the organism in Eukaryota, Viridiplantae, Streptophyta, Magnoliopsida, Solanales, Solanaceae. The record is from RefSeq and is a predicted model, not a curated record. Gene Ontology annotation, cellular component: plasma membrane.